GGGCUGAGGCUGGGCAAACGCCGCGAAACUAUCGCUCUUCGCCGCCUCGCUUCCGCGCCUGCCCAUCCUGGGAAACGGAACCAGCAUCGCGGUAGGGACAUCCUCGCUAGGCCUGGCCGGACCAUUCCUGAGGGUGGGCCCUUUCCGAAGCCGGGACCGCUCCUGCUUGUCGGCAUCGCUCCCCGCAGGCCGACGUCGAGAGGGCCUGCUUUACUCCUCCUCUUUCUCCUCCUCCCGCGGCUUCUGCGCGGAGAGGCGUCGCCCAGGAUCUGGGUUUUGGAAGAAGGAUCUUUGUGGGAAGACAAGGCGAAUUUAUCAUAGAGGGAGUAACGAGGGAGAGGAGAAAGGUUUCCUAAAGACAAAAAAAAAAAAAAUGGAGGAAUCCGUAAACCAAAUGCAGCCAUUGAAUGAGAAGCAGAUAGCCAAUUCUCAGGAUGGAUAUGUAUGGCAAGUCACUGACAUGAAUCGACUACACCGGUUCUUAUGUUUCGGUUCUGAAGGUGGGACUUAUUAUAUCAAAGAACAGAAGUUGGGCCUUGAAAAUGCUGAAGCUUUAAUUAGAUUGAUUGAAGAUGGCAGAGGAUGUGAAGUGAUACAAGAAAUAAAGUUAUUUAGUCAAGAAGGCAGAACCACAAAGCAAGAGCCUAUGCUCUUUGCACUUGCCAUUUGUUCCCAGUGCUCCGACAUAAGCACAAAACAAGCAGCAUUUAAAGCUGUUUCUGAAGUUUGCCGCAUUCCUACCCAUCUCUUUACUUUUAUCCAGUUUAAGAAAGAUCUGAAGGAAAGCAUGAAAUGUGGCAUGUGGGGUCGUGCCCUCCGGAAGGCUAUAGCGGACUGGUACAACGAGAAAGGUGGCAUGGCCCUUGCUCUGGCAGUUACAAAAUAUAAACAGAGAAAUGGCUGGUCUCACAAAGAUCUAUUAAGAUUGUCACAUCUUAAACCUUCCAGUGAAGGACUUGCAAUUGUGACCAAAUAUAUUACAAAGGGCUGGAAAGAAGUUCAUGAAUUGUAUAAAGAAAAAGCACUCUCUGUGGAGACUGAAAAAUUAUUAAAGUAUCUGGAGGCUGUAGAGAAAGUGAAGCGCACAAGAGAUGAGCUAGAAGUCAUUCAUCUAAUAGAAGAACAUAGAUUAGUUAGAGAACAUCUUUUAACAAAUCACUUAAAGUCGAAAGAGGUAUGGAAGGCUUUGUUACAAGAAAUGCCUCUUACUGCAUUACUAAGGAAUCUAGGAAAGAUGACUGCUAAUUCAGUGCUUGAACCAGGAAAUUCAGAAGUAUCUUUAGUAUGUGAAAAACUGUGUAAUGAAAAACUAUUAAAAAAGGCUCGUAUACAUCCAUUUCAUAUUUUGAUCGCAUUAGAAACUUACAAGACAGGUCAUGGGCUAAGAGGAAAACUGAAGUGGCGCCCUGAUGAAGAAAUUUUGAAAGCAUUGGAUGCUGCUUUUUAUAAAACAUUUAAGACAGUUGAACCAACUGGAAAACGUUUCUUACUAGCUGUUGAUGUCAGUGCUUCUAUGAACCAAAGAGUUCUGGGUAGUAUACUCAACGCUAGUACUGUUGCUGCAGCAAUGUGCAUGGUUGUCACAAGAACAGAAAAACAUUCUUAUGUAGUUGCUUUUUCCGAUGAAAUGGUACCAUGUCCAGUGACUACAGAUAUGACCUUACAACAGGUUUUAAUGGCUAUGAGUCAGAUCCCAGCAGGUGGAACUGAUUGCUCUCUUCCAAUGAUCUGGGCUCAGAAGACAAACACACCUGCUGAUGUCUUCAUUGUAUUCACUGAUAAUGAGACCUUUGCUGGAGGUGUCCAUCCUGCUAUUGCUCUGAGGGAGUAUCGAAAGAAAAUGGAUAUUCCAGCUAAACUGAUUGUUUGUGGAAUGACAUCAAAUGGUUUUACCAUUGCAGACCCAGAUGAUAGAGGCAUGUUGGAUAUGUGUGGCUUUGAUACUGGAGCUCUGGAUGUAAUUCGAAAUUUCACAUUAGAUAUGAUUUAACCGUAAGCAGCAGCACGAUCCAGAGAUCCAUUGCCAUCAGUGAUCUCACUAAAAAUAUACAGCUACUUCCCAGCUAAUCCCCACCCAAUGAAUGAUGAUGGUAUAGUAUGUGCAUAAUGGAAAGUUACCUUACUGAAAAAAAAAAAAAAAAAAAAAAAGAAGGAAAAAUAAGAUGGGCCCAAAGGUCUGUCUACUAAACUAGCUCUUGGGGAAAUAGCUUCAGGAUACUGUAGUUUCCUCUAUCUGAUAGAGAACUUUUUGUUAAUAGACACUGUAAAAUAGUUUUGCUUUGUUGAAUAAUACAUGUGUACUUAAAAGAGGUAAGAGCAAAGAGUGUAAUUCCACAUCAUGUCACUUGAGAAGUGCUUAACGUUUUCUUAAACGUUUCCAUUGGGAAAGGACAGCUUUGAUAAUGUCCAAAUACUCUGAAAUGCACUAGACCAUGUAACUGUGAUGGAAUAUGAAACUCAUCUGUAAACUUUUAUACCAAGGGGGUAAAAAAAAAAAAAAAAAGACAUUUGAUUAAAUUAUGAAUGAGUUUUACAAAUUCCUGUCAGAGUUUUACUAAGAUCACACAACAGCUUUCUUAUUCAGUGAAAAAAAUAUUUUAUUUCUGAUGUUUUAUUUGGACUUGUAGAACGUGUUACCAUUAAUCAGAAACAUCAUGGCAACCCUUAAGAAUAGUUUGUGUUGGCUGAGGAAUUCUGUUUGGUUUGCUUUUUUUUGCUUUGUUAUAUUUUAUUGCCACAAGGGGUGUGACUUGAUAAUGAUUUCCUCUGAAUUAUAACAACAUAGCCAGAUGUAGUCUCACACUUUUUUUCG
This is a messenger RNA of Chlorocebus sabaeus (green monkey), 2812 nucleotides long. RefSeq names its product Ro60, Y RNA binding protein (gene RO60). The record is from RefSeq and is a predicted model, not a curated record. Gene Ontology annotation, molecular function: RNA binding. NCBI's taxonomy places the organism in Eukaryota, Metazoa, Chordata, Mammalia, Primates, Cercopithecidae. Gene Ontology annotation, cellular component: ribonucleoprotein complex.